Orcinus orca (killer whale) is the source of this 2309-nucleotide messenger RNA. It is a transcript of the gene CRTAP, whose product is annotated as cartilage associated protein. Bases 256 to 1461 code for a protein of 401 amino acids. Gene Ontology annotation, molecular function: collagen binding; protein binding. NCBI's taxonomy places the organism in Eukaryota, Metazoa, Chordata, Mammalia, Artiodactyla, Delphinidae. The record is from RefSeq and is a predicted model, not a curated record. The transcript has 7 exons. Gene Ontology annotation, biological process: collagen fibril organization; peptidyl-proline hydroxylation to 3-hydroxy-L-proline. Gene Ontology annotation, cellular component: endoplasmic reticulum.
AGGAGCUAACCGUGGAGCCCAGGAUCACGGGUUAGAUCGUGCAGGAACUAGAGGGCAGCGCCCCUCCCCAGGACACCCACUCCGCGCGGGCAGCUUCGCCCGGACCCCCGGAUUGGGUGGGGAGGGGCAGCCGGACGGGGCGGGCCGGAGGCUGGCGUCCCCGCCUCCCCAGCAUUUGGCUCGCCGCGUCGCUCAGUCCUCCCGCUUCCUUUCCUUCUCGCACCCCUCCUUCCUUCCUUCCUUCCGUCGGGAGCGAUGGAGCCGGGGCGCUGGGCGGCUGCGGCGCUGCUGGCGCUGCUGUGCGCUGGCUGCGCGCUGCGCUGCGGGCGCGCCCAGUACGAGCGCUACAGCUUCCGCAGCUUCCCUCGGGACGAGCUGAUGCCGCUCGAGUCGGCCUACCGGCACGCGCUGGACCAAUACAGCGGCGAGCACUGGGCGGAGAGCGUGGUCUAUCUGGAGAUCAGCCUACGGCUGCACCGCCUGCUACGCGACAGCGAGGCCUUCUGCCACCGCAACUGCAGCGCGGCGCCGCAGCCCGAGCCCGCCGCCGGCCUCGCGCGUCACCCGGAGCUGCGCCUCUUCGGGGGCCUGCUGCGCCGCGCGCACUGCCUCAAGCGCUGCAAGCAGGGCCUGCCGGCCUUCCGCCAGUCGCAGCCCAGCCGCGAAGUGCUGGCCGACUUCCAGCGCCGAGAGCCCUACAAGUUCCUGCAGUUCGCCUACUUCAAGGCAAAUAAUCUUCCAAAAGCCAUUGCGGCUGCUCACACCUAUCUACUGAAGCAUCCUGAUGAUGAAAUGAUGAAGAGAAACAUGGCUUAUUAUAAGAGCCUGCCCGAUGCCGAGGACUACAUUAAAGACUUGGAAACCAAGUUGUAUGAGAGCCUGUUCAUCCGAGCCGUGCGGGGGUACAACGGUGAGAACUGGAGAACGUGCAUCACAGACAUGGAGCUGGCCCUUCCUGACUUCUUCAAGGCCUUUUAUGAGUGUCUUGCUGCCUGCGAGGGCUCCCGGGAGAUCAAGGACUUCAAGGAUUUCUAUCUUUCCAUAGCAGAUCAUUAUGUGGAAGUUCUGGAAUGCAAAAUACAGUGUGAAGAGAACCUCACCCCAGUCAUAGGAGGAUAUCCAGUCGAGAAAUUUGUGGCUACCAUGUAUCAUUAUUUGCAGUUUGCUUAUUAUAAAUUGAACGACUUGAAGAACGCAGCCCCCUGUGCAGUCAGCUACCUGCUCUUUGACCAGGACGAUAAGGUCAUGCAGCAGAACCUGGUGUAUUAUCAGUACCACAGGGACAAGUGGGGGCUCUUGGAGGAGCAUUUCCAGCCCAGACCAGAAGCCGUUCAGUUCUUCAACGUGACGACACUCCAGAAAGAGCUGCAUGACUUUGCUAAGGAAAACAUAAUGGAUGAUGAUGAGGGAGAGGUUGUGGAGUACGUGGAUGACCUCUUGGAGCUGGAGGAGACCAGAUAGCCCCCAGCAGCCAGAGAGACCUCCUCUCGAUGUUCAGGAAACACAGAUUCUUUGUCUUCCUUUUCCCAAUAGUACAAGUUGUUGAUACCUCAGAGCCUUCUCUUUACUCUGUGAAGUGAAAGGGAAGCCCCCAUCUCUCACUACAGCUAACCAGGGCUGAGCCUGGUUUCCACGUGUCCACACCUGCCCCCCCUUCACACCUGCCCCUGCUCUUCACACCUACCCCCCAUCUUCACACCUGCCCCCUUCACACCUGCCUCCCCAUCUUCACAUCUGCCCCUUCACACCUGCCUCCCCAGCUUCACACCUGCCCCCCCACACUUGCCCCCAUCUUCACACCUGCCCCCCUUCACACCUGCCUCCACAUCUUCACAGCUGCCCCCAUCUUCACACCUGCCCCCUUCACACCUGCCUCCCCAGCUUCACACCUGCCCCCCCCACUUGCCCCCCAUCUUCACACCUGCCUCCCCUUCACACCUGCCUCCCCAGCUUCACACCUACACCCCCACACUUGCCCCCCAUCUUCACACCUGCCCCCUUCACACCUGCUUCCCAUCUUCACACCUGCCCCCCUUCACACCUGCUUCCCAUCUUCACACCUGCCCCCUUCACACCUGUCUCCCCCUCUUCACAUCUGUCUCCCCCCUUCACACCUGUCUCCCCAUCUUCACACCUGCCCUCAUCUUCACACCUGCCUUCUCCAUUUUUAUACCUGCCUUCUCACCAUUUUGGUUAGAAGGACACUUUUCCAUGGAUAGUUUUUUUCUUUUCCCAGAAAAUCAGUAUUAUUUUUUAAAUAAGAAAAAUACUCCUAAAAGGUGGUAAUUAUAAAAACCUACUCUAGCCUU